GAGAAUCCGCUGUGAACAGACGAGACCUUAAAAGAAUGUUAACCAAAUUGCUUAAGAUUAACUGCACUUCACGGCAAUGUACAUUUGCCAAGCCAUUCGAGGCGAUUCCUGGACCACGCGGUCCUUUUGGACUGGGCAAUCUUUACAAUUAUAUGCCUGGCAUUGGCAGCUACUCCUGGCUGCAAUUGCACAAAGCUGGCCAGGAUAAAUACGACAAGUAUGGCUCCAUAGUUAGGGAAACUAUGGUGCCUGGUCAAGAUAUUGUUUGGCUCUACGAUCCCAAGGAUAUAGCCACUCUACUCAAUGAACGCGACUGUCCACAGAGACGCAGCCACCUGGCCUUGGCCCAGUAUCGCAAACAACGUCCUCAUGUCUAUAAAACCACUGGAUUGCUGCCCACCAAUGGUCCGGAUUGGUAUCGCUUGCGUUCCCAACUCCAAAAGGAACUGAGUGCACCAAAAAGUGUUCGCAAUUUUGUACCCCAAGUGGAUGGAGUGACUCAAGAGUUUUUGCAAUUUCUGCGAAAAUCGCAACAAGAUCAAGUAAUACCAGCCGAAGAUAUGUUGCCCAAGUUAACACGCUUGAAUUUGGAAUUGACCUGCCUCCUUACCUUCGGUGUACGUUUGGACUCCUUUUCCGCCGCAGAGCAGCAUCCAAAGUCACGGUCCACUCGCCUCAUGCACGCCGCCGAGACGACUAACAGCUGCAUCCUGCCCACCGAUCAGGGUCUGCAACUCUGGCGCUUUAUCGAAACCCCAAGUUUUCGGAAAUUACGUCAAGCCCAAUUGUAUAUGGAGAGUGCAGCCUUGGAGCUGGUGGAGCAAAAUAUGCAAAAUCCAACCAAGAGUGCUUCAUUAAUUAGCGCUUAUAUGGAUAAUCGUCAUUUGGAUCGCUAUGAUGUGGUGGGAACAGCAGCAGAUCUAUUACUAGCUGGCAUAGACACAACCUCAUAUGCAUCAGCAUUUCUGCUCUACCAUGUGGCACGAAAUCGGGAUGUUCAGCAAAGGCUAUACGAGGAGGCGCUUAGGGUAUUACCCGAUCCCAAAGAACCUCUCUGUGCUGACAAUCUACGCACUGAUAUAACCUAUACGAGGGCAGUUCUAAAGGAAUCGUUGCGCUUGAAUCCAAUAUCCAUAGGUUUUGGGCGCAUACUUAAUCAGGACACUGUACUAAGUGGUUAUUUUGUCCCCAAGGGGACUACUGUGGUUACCCAGAAUAUGGUUGCUUGUCGUUUAGCCCAGCAUUUCGAUGAUCCUCUGAGCUUUCAGCCUGAUCGUUGGCUCCAACAACGUAAUGCCCUGAAUCCGUAUCUAGUUCUGCCCUUUGGUCAUGGAAUGCGUGCUUGUAUAGCUCGUCGUCUUGCCGAACAGAAUAUGCACGUAUUGCUCUUGCGGCUUUUGCGCAACUAUGAACUCAUCUGGCGUGGUCAAACAGAUGCUGAAUUGGACGUCAUCACAUUGCUGAUCAAUAAGCCCAAUGCUCCAGUAUUGAUUGAGUUGCGAUCGCGUUUUUGAUCGAUUUACAAUUCAAAUAACCGAAUUGAAAUUCCUUCUUUUUUCUUACAUGAAUUUGCAAAAACAUUUCUCAUACUAUAUAGUACAUAUACC
Drosophila willistoni is the source of this 1607-nucleotide messenger RNA. RefSeq names its product cytochrome P450 302a1, mitochondrial (gene dib). The record is from RefSeq and is a predicted model, not a curated record. Gene Ontology annotation, molecular function: heme binding; oxidoreductase activity, acting on paired donors, with incorporation or reduction of molecular oxygen; monooxygenase activity. The coding region runs from base 36 to 1514 and encodes 492 amino acids. NCBI's taxonomy places the organism in Eukaryota, Metazoa, Arthropoda, Insecta, Diptera, Drosophilidae. The transcript is spliced from 4 exons.